UUCUGUGGUGUUACGUAGAGGCGUGCACCGUCGGAAGUGAUGUAAGAACUUGGUCGCGCGGAAGAAAGGUCAGAUCCGGUAACGGGGAGGCGUGUGCGGGAUACCGAUUAUGGACAGCCGUUUGCAGGAGAUCCGAGAGCGGCAGAAACUGCGACGGGAACUGUUAGCCCAGCAGCUAGGAGCUGAAAGCGCAGACAAUAUUGGAGCGGUCCUGAACAGUAAGGAAGAACAGAGGGAGAUUGCUGAAACCAGGGAAACUUGCAGGAGCAGACUCUUUUGGGCAACGUAUGACACAUCUGCACCAACCGCCAAGCGUAAAUUUCAAGAAGACGGGGAAGCUAGUGAAGAAGAAUUCGAAGAAUACAAAGAUGAAGUGGUGGAAGAAGAAGAAACAGAAAUGCAAUAUAAUGAGGAAAUUUAUAAGGAUUCCAGCACAUUCUUAAAGGGUACGCAAAGCCUCAAUCCACAUAAUGACUACUGCCAGCAUUUUGUGGACACAGGUCAUAGACCCCAAAACUUUAUUCGUGAUGUUGGCCUGGCAGACAGAUUUGAAGAGUACCCUAAACUCCGUGAACUGAUCAGACUGAAGGACGACCUAAUUUCCCAAACCAACACUCCCCCCAUGUAUUUACCAGCUGACCUAGAGACAUUUGAUAUUAGAGAGCUGAAAUGCAAGUUUGACGUUAUUUUGGUGGAGCCACCUUUGGAAGAAUACUACAGAGAAACUGGCGUAACAGCUGUUGAGAAGUGCUGGACAUGGGAUGAUAUCAUGAAGCUGGAAAUUGAAGAAAUUGCAGCUCCAAGAUCAUUUGUCUUCUUGUGGUGUGGUUCUGGGGAUGGUCUCGACCUUGGAAGAGUGUGCCUACGCAAGUGGGGUUUCAGGCGUUGUGAAGAUAUUUGUUGGAUCAAAACCAAUAAGAAUAAUCCUGGAAAAACGAAAACCCUGGACCCAAAGGCAGUCUUCCAACGAACAAAGGAACACUGCCUGAUGGGUAUCAGAGGAACAGUACGUAGAAGUACAGAUGGUGAUUUUAUUCAUGCAAAUGUGGACAUUGAUCUGAUUAUUACAGAAGAGCCAGAGAUUGGAAACCUUGAAAAGCCAGUGGAAAUAUUUCAUAUUAUCGAACACUUCUGUCUGGGACGAAGAAGGUUGCAUAUUUUUGGAAGGGAUAGCACAAUAAGACCAGGAUGGCUGACUGUGGGUCCUAGUCUUACAAACAGUAACUUUAAUGCUGAAGUCUAUAGCUCAUACUUCACCGGUACUAAUGUGCACCUGACUGGUUGUACAGAGGAAAUUGAGAGACUUCGCCCCAAGUCACCACCUCCGAAAUCUAAAUCUGAUAGGGGAGGUGGAGCCUCUAGAGGUGGAGGAAGAGGUGGACCUUCGGCUGCACGUGGAGAUAGAGGAAGAGAAAGAAACAGAGGAAAUUUCAGAGGAGAAAGAGGGGGAUUCCGAGGACGCGGAGGUGCCCAUAGAGGAUUUGCUCGGUGAUGGCAGUAGCCGAAAGGGGAUUCAAUUGAAAUGACAAUGGAAGCAGGAUUUCAGAAUCACAGUCUGAAUUAAUUACUGCUCUCCAAUUUUUUCUUUUAACUACUUGAUAUAUGCUAUUUAACCAGGGAGUAAUACCUCCAUAAGAACAAAACUUACACAGGUAAUGUGUACACAAGCAAUGGUUUGUGCACGUUCGUCGUGAAAAAUAUAUUGUAAUGCUCAAAGUACGAUAUAGCUUACUUUAAAUCUGAUGCAGUAAUUUAGAUUGUUUUCCAAUUUGAAACUCAUUGCAAAGUCUUUUAAAGCUGUAAAAUGUCAAACAACCUUAAAGUCCAGAAGUUAAAGAUAAUGUUUUGAGUUAAUUGUUUUGAAACUAUUUGUAUUUUGCCCUUGUCUGUUUGGCUUGAUCUUAUUAGAUGACGUAACUGUAGUGUCGGUUUCCCAGCCAGUUGGUGCAGCUCCUGUCAGACCUGUUGUAAUUGAUUAUCUAUGGUCAAGUAACAAACACUGUCAGCUUCAAUCUGAUCAGGUUGGAGGCAAGACCAUGUCCCCAAUCUUCUCCGUUCUAUUCAAAGAUGUCAAAAUUAUUGUAACCCUUUACCUUAACAAUAUGUCAGAAAAAUUAAGAUCACGUUAUAAAAGCUGUAGUCGGCUCUCAACAGAUUUUGAAUACUGCCCUGCAGGGCUCAGAUGAGAUGCAUGAUAUUGAGAAGUUUGUGCCUUGCGGUGUAAUGCUCUCACUUUCAGAGCAUCAACUUAUAAACAGACUUAAAAAUUCAAGCAUUGUUAAAUUUCAUAUACAGUCCAUUAAAGAAACAAACAAAAGUAGAA
Rhincodon typus (whale shark) is the source of this 2323-nucleotide messenger RNA. It is a transcript of the gene mettl14, whose product is annotated as methyltransferase 14, N6-adenosine-methyltransferase subun. Gene Ontology annotation, molecular function: mRNA binding. Lineage: Eukaryota; Metazoa; Chordata; Chondrichthyes; Orectolobiformes; Rhincodontidae. The record is from RefSeq and is a predicted model, not a curated record. Gene Ontology annotation, cellular component: nucleus; RNA N6-methyladenosine methyltransferase complex. Bases 110 to 1492 code for a protein of 460 amino acids. The transcript has 12 exons.